Cryptotermes secundus is the source of this 2696-nucleotide messenger RNA. RefSeq names its product zinc finger CCHC domain-containing protein 9. Gene Ontology annotation, molecular function: zinc ion binding; nucleic acid binding. The record is from RefSeq and is a predicted model, not a curated record. The transcript is spliced from 3 exons. Lineage: Eukaryota; Metazoa; Arthropoda; Insecta; Blattodea; Kalotermitidae. Bases 465 to 1913 code for a protein of 482 amino acids.
GCGGAGAAUAUAUUCAAGCAACGUUGUGUUGAACUCGUGGACCUCGUGGAGCACGGAAUACAGAAUACUGCAUGGAUUUCGUUCUAAGCGCUUGCAAUUCCAAUGGGGAGUGGAAGAACCGUGAGAUGAAUGAGAUACUUGGUGCAAUUUAAGUCAUUUAAAUGGUAUACAUUGCGUUGUGUAAGUUUGGAUGUAAUUAUUUACGACAGUCUUGUUAGCGCAAAUCAUUAUUUGAGCGAGUAUUAGUACGUACUAAUGUACGCCAUAUGUUGGCUUUUUUAUUUAUUUAUUCACUUCACAUCCAUGGAUCAUUAUACAUGACAGGACAAUCCAAUACAACGAUACAAUAAGGUUGGCAGUGACCGUUUAGUAGUUGGGCCGUCCUAGCCAAGAUACUGUUGUGUUAGAGACCUAGCCUGGUUCAGUGAGACAUUUUAAGAACUGGAAGAUAACUUAAAGUUUUAAUGACUCGUUUUGCAAGAUCUCAAGGAUCCAAGUCCUCUAAUGAAAGGACUCCUGAGGAGGCUACAUCAUGGAAUCAAAUGAAGCAGCAACUAGAAGAGAAACAGAAAGUACACAAGAAAACCAAGAGUGAAACAGCAAAGGAAAUGAAGAGGUAUAAGACAUUUGAUGUUAAUGAUAAUGAAAAUUGUAAAUGGACUGUGUUUGAAGAACCUGGAAAAAAAUUUGAUCAUGAUAGUAAUGAUAUGAAGAAAAAUAAGCACAAGAAAUUUGUUUCUGUAAUGCCUGGUAGAGGCAUUUCUGAACUAGAUAAACAUGAUUCCAGAAAAACCAGUAAAUUACACACAGUUGCAAAUAAAAAUGCCAGAGUUCAAAAGAAAGAAGCUGUUAAAGUGUAUUCCAAAAAACUAAAGAAAAUAUUUGAUGAAGUACAUACUUCUGAUAAUGAAAAUGCGAUUGAAAAAUCAGGAAGUCAUAUUCAAGCAAGAAAACCAAAAAUGAGAGGAAAGAAGAAAAGACUGGGUUCAGUAACAACUUUAGUCAAUGAGAAAAGUAUUAAGGAACCCCAAAGUGAAGAUUUAAAUGAAAAAUGUGAAAUCAUGAAGAGUAUGAAGCUCAUAUCACACAAGAUAGAAUGGGAGGACAAACAAAAAAUUAAACGACCUCAUGCAGAGUCACCACUUCAGGGAACUGAAAGAAAAAAUGCUAAUAGGAUAGACGUAUCUCAACACAAUCAGAAUGAAAAUUCUAAGAUGAAAUUUGACUGUGGAAGAACUGGAGACAAAUCUAAAAAACUCAGGAAGUCAAGAAUACCUGUUGUCCAGAUGUUUAUAAAUGGUAAAGAAAUUAAGGUUAUGAAAUUUGAUGGAUUCCCAGUUAAGAAAGAAGAUGCAGAACAUCUGGAAGAGUUACGUCAGAAGUUACUAGAGGAGGGAAUCCCAAAAACAGAAGUUGUUGCCAUCAUGAAGCGGGAGCGCCGUAAAGCAGAAAAGGCAUUGGCCAGAGAGAGAAAGAAAGUUUGUUUUCAUUGUCGAAAUUCUGGUCACAUAUUGUCACAAUGUCCAGAACUUGGUAGCUCAAGUGAAUCAGGAACGGGGAUCUGUUUCAAAUGUGGAUCAACAGAGCAUACUCACUUCCAAUGCCAGGUCAUUCGUAGUCAGGACUUUCGAUUCGCUGAAUGCUUUGUGUGUAAGGAGCAAGGUCAUAUUGCCCGGCAAUGCCCUGAUAAUCCACGUGGCCUGUAUCCCAAAGGUGGAGCUUGCAAAGUUUGUGGGGAUGUUACCCAUCUAAAAAGGGACUGUCCUGAUCUCAUUAAAGAAAAAGAACAACAAACAGUAACUUUAGGAACACUUGAUAAUAACUCUUUAGAUAUUCUAGAAGAGGAACUGAAAGAAGCAUGUCAUUCUCCAGAAAAGAAUUUUAUGAAACAUAAAGCAGUUGUAAAAUUUUAGGAAACAACUUCCUAGUACAAGAUUCAAAUUUCUCAGUUAUGAAUUUGAAGAUGUGAUGAUAUGUAGACUGCUAGGUUGACAACAGAAAAGGUAACUGUUUACCAGAUCACAUGAUGUCACACUCCAGAACUUUAAAAAUGCUGUAACUAAGAACUUAGAAAAAAUACAUCAUCGAAGGUUGCAGUGCAAGGGCCAGUCUUUGCCUACCCCUUAUGCAUUCAUUCAAGAACUUAGACACACACAAAAAUGUGUUAAUUAUGCUUGUAUGUUUACAUGCAUUCUCGGGUACAUUUUACAUUGAACUAUAGUGUAACAUCAUGUUGCAAAGAUGUACCAGUUCUGAGAUAUGUUUUUGAUUAGUGUGAAUUUAUUACAUUCCUUGCAUAAAUAUGUUAUCAGAAUAUGGCUUUGCUAAGGUGAAUUGCAGUCCUUCAGGUAUCUUUGACAGAGGUUAUUUGCAAGAUGACCUGAAGCACAGCCUUUCUGCUGUGCUCAAAUACUAUGUUGAUGCCACAUUUCCUGUCUGGUCAGCUGUGGUCAUAAUGACAGUGUAUGUACCUAUGUUCUAGGAGAUCCUGAGAAUGUUCCACCACUGACUUGGCUCAGAUACAUUCUCAAUGCCAGUUGCUACUCACAUGCUGUAGUUGUGUGGAUAAGUGGAACACUUGAAUAGAGUCAUGCUUUCCAUGAAUUCCUCCAUAUGUGGAUCAAUUUGAUACUGUUUUUUUAGUAUCUUCACAAAAAGAAACUAUACUAAUACUGGGAGAACAAAGUGGUCAUAAA